Macrosiphum euphorbiae (potato aphid) is the source of this 2097-nucleotide messenger RNA. The record is from the annotation of a GenBank genome assembly. Lineage: Eukaryota; Metazoa; Arthropoda; Insecta; Hemiptera; Aphididae.
AUGGAUUUGGUAUCCGGUCAAAACGAAAAAUUGAAAUACCCAAAGUCCAUAUGGUUUAUCGUACUCAAUGAAUUAUGCGAACGGUUUACCUAUUACGGAAUGAGAACUGUCUUGGUCUUGUACCUGACAACAAUAUUGAAGUUUGACGGUGAAGAUUCGACCAUAAUUUAUCACAGUUUCGUAUUUCUGGCGUUUUUCAUGCCGUUGCCUGGUGCGAUCCUCGCUGACUCUUAUUGGGGAAAAUUCAAAACGAUCAUGUGUUUGUCAGUGGUGUAUGCACUGGGGAACAUUGUGCUCACCGGUUCUUCGAUGGCAGAUAUGUUUAGCCUCGACGUUCAAAAAAUCAUUGCUUUACUUGGGUUAUUUUUGGUAUCCGUCGGUACGGGGGGCAUAAAACCAUGCGUUUUCACUUUCGGUGGUGAUCAAUUCCGGUUGCCUGAGCAAGAAAAACAACUGCUACACUACACUACCAAGUUCACGUUCGCAAUCAAUGUUGGUGCAUUGUUCUCAACGUUUCUGACACCCGAGUUGAGACAAAGCGUACAUUGUCUCGGCCGAGACACGUGUUUUCCGUUGGCUUUUGGUGUGCCUGCCGUGCUCAUGUUGACCGCCAUAGUGAUAUUCGUAUCUGGGAAAAACAUGUACGUGAAGAAGAAACCGGAACAUAACGUCAUUGGCAGAACAUUCGGUUGCAUUUUCUACGCGCUGCGCACGAAGAUGACUUCACGGGUCCCGUGCCAAUCACACUGGCUGGAUAAUGCAAAGGGAGUGUACACCGAAGCGGAAAUCUCGGAUACGAGGACAGCCCUGGACGUGAUCAGUGUGUUUGUGGCUUAUCCGGUGUUUUGGUCCUUAUACGAACAACAGGGUUCCAAAUGGACUCUACAAGCGACGCUGAUGAAUGGCCGUGUGGACUUCUUAGACUGGACAAUCAAACCAGAUCAAAUGCAGACACUAGUGCCAUUGUUCGGACUGACGUUCCUCGUUCUCUUCGACGUCGCCUUAUAUCCGUUGCUCGCCAAGGUCGGCAUCCGGAAACCUUUACAAAAACUCACGUUGAGCGGUGUCUUGGCCGUCAUAGCAUUUGUGAUCGCAGCCAUACUGCAGUUUAACAUUUUCGGAAACACCGCUGAGAUACCGUCUGGACAAGGACUCCUAAACAUUUACAACGGAUUCGAUUGCAAAGUGUUCGUACGUUCGAGGACGUUACACGUGCAGGAUCACAUAGGUUCGCUGGAAAUGAUAAACGUUACGCAUACAGUCUUGUCACGGGAUGACGUCCUCAUCACAUUAGAAUUUGAACCUGAGUGCCCAUUUGUACCAGAGAAAUACGAGUUCGAUACCACCGUGACGAUAAUCGAAGGAGAGGAGAAUUCUUAUCACUUGGUCAAUUUAAAACCAAACACAAUAGCAUUAAAACACGUUGGCGUUGGUGAUAGUUUGGUUAAAGAAAAAUUUGGAAACCCUAACUUAAGAAUUUUGAUCGACUACACAUUUGAUUUUGAUGAUAAUAUUACAUUGACCAGUGCAGAUCAAAACUCGCUCAUCUCAUACCGUCUCUCUCAGUUUCGAGGGAUGAACUUUAAUGCCGUUAAGGUAGGGAAAUAUAAUUUAGUGAACAACGGAAAACUAUUGACCAUUGCACCUGUGGACAUAAUACCAGCCACGUUUUAUACACUCACUUUACAACGAAAUGGCGAUAAAAUGGAUGUACGAUUAUUCACCGAAAACGAAGGGAACUAUAUUCACAUUCUGUGGCAGUUACCACAAUAUAUGUGUAUGAUCAUAGCCGACGUCAUAUUCGUGGUCACGACGUUAGAAUUUUCUUUUACAGAGGCACCGAUAAACAUAAAGUCGUUCAUAUCUGCUGUAAGUUUAUUGACAACGGCUUUGGGAAAUCUAUUGGUAGUAAUCAUAUCGACAAUAUCAAUUAAAAAUCAGGCACAUGAAUAUCUUCUAUACUCCGGUCUCAUGCUUGCUGACACACUGUUAUUGGCCUAUUUCAGUAUGGUUUAUCGGAGUAAGACUACCAAAGAGACUAACGCAAUAGCACACACUACCGAAAACAAAAAGGAAGAAAUAACUGUUUUCGACUGA